This is a messenger RNA of Epinephelus lanceolatus (giant grouper), 5950 nucleotides long. Its product is annotated as low-density lipoprotein receptor-related protein 8-like. Gene Ontology annotation, biological process: receptor-mediated endocytosis. The record is from RefSeq and is a predicted model, not a curated record. Lineage: Eukaryota; Metazoa; Chordata; Actinopteri; Perciformes; Serranidae. Gene Ontology annotation, molecular function: calcium ion binding; protein binding; hormone binding. Gene Ontology annotation, cellular component: apical plasma membrane; plasma membrane; signaling receptor complex.
UGUUUUAACAAGUAAUGGUGAAUAUCUUGGUCCAAAAUAAAUGUCAUAUAUUAAUGCUUAUAUUUAAGACGAGCCUCCCUCCCCAGUGGCUGGGCCCCAAAAAGCUUCCCCUUUUUACCCCCAUAUGGGCGGCCCUACAUGUAAUCAAAGAGACAAAAAGGGUACUUCGACAAAACUUUGUAUUUUGAGAAGCAAAAAAAGAGAAGAUUUUUAAAAUGUAAAUAUUUGUCAGUAAGAUUUUAGAAGCUGGGUUUACAAUUAUACUUUUAGUUUUAUACUCUGCUAAUAUACAGUGGCACUUUCUCUUACCACCUGCCCAAAUUAUUCAAGUAACUUUAGCUAAUUUAUUUUAUCAGCAGGGUGUGGGCAGGCGCAGACUGUGACAUCACUUUUCUUCUUGCUUUCAGACGCCUUUCGCAAGGGGUGUGAGUUCUUUCAAAAACAUUGGAGAAAAGGCAAUGAGCAACUUGGUAAGAAAUGUCCCACAAACUGAAAAGAAAAAAAAAAAAAAAAAGAAUAUUUUUUAAAGGGGAAAAUAUUAUUAUUAUUUUUGUAUGUAAAGAAUAUUGCAAUUUUUUUGCAAAUUUUUGGGGUCACUUAUUUCAUUGCUCAUGGCCAGUUUGCUCAGGUUUCAAAGGGUUAAAAGUGUUUAAAAGUGGGAAGACCUGUUCAGAGUAGCCUAUGAGAGCAGUGACGUAAACAAACUGCAGUUACAUCAACCUGAGAAGAGGUCCAAUCAGCAAACAACAUCAGAAACACCUGUGCAGGUGUGCACGCUUCAAACACACCGGUAAGCUGUUGGAUGACAGAGCACUUCACUCUUAAAGACUGAACCGACUCUUGCGUCAUAUUUCCGCGUCGCGGGCAGCGAUGCAACCGUGGAGGACAUCGAGCAUGGGACACCUUGGAGGUUUAUUUCUUCUGCUCGCGCCGCUGACCUGGUGUCAUAUUUGGGCUCACUCUCUGCCCGCCUGCCGCAAGCAGCUGGAGUUCAGGUGCAGCGAUGGCUCGUGCAUCCCGACACUGAGUGUGUGUAAUGGACACAGAGACUGUGAGGACGGAUCAGAUGAACACCGCUGUGGUCACCUGUGGUGCAAGAAAGAUGAAUUUGCCUGCCACAGCAGACGGUGCAUAUCUCUACAUUUACGUUGCAAUGGCGUAGACGACUGUGGCGACGAGAGUGACGAGGCUUCCUGCCUGAACUGCACCACCGCCGGCUCCUUCUCCUGCGGCCCGUCUGACUCCUGCCUGCCCAGAAACAAGCUGUGUGACGGGCGAGCUGACUGUAAAGACGGACGGGACGAGUCUCAGGAGUUGUGCGGUUUGUCUCAGCCACACCCACAGACUUCUCCCACAUGUACAGCAUCUGAGUUUCAGUGUGGAGACGGGCAGUGCAUCCGCCAUACCUGGAGGUGUGACCACUCCCCAGACUGCUCUGAUGGCAGCGACGAGGACAACUGUGAUCAGGACGAGUGUAAGUUCAAUAACGGAGGCUGCUCUCAUGUGUGUUUGGACCAGCCGCUGGGUUUCCUCUGCGACUGCCCCGACAACAUGAGGCUGGUCGGGGACAGCCAGUGUGAGGAGAUCGACACGUGCCUGGAGAGCGACGUGUGUGAUCAGCUGUGUGUUCACAUCAACGGCAGCCUCACCUGCGACUGCCACGAGGACUACCAGAUGAAUUCAGCAACCGGGGAGUGCAAGGCCAAAGGGGAUGAGGCUCAACUGGUUUUCACCUCAUCUAAAGGAAUUCAGUUGAAAAACAUGACUGGCACUGAGUACAGGGAAACGGCUCCACAUAUACCAGGACCAGGGCCAGUUGCAGCUUUGGCCUCUAACCGAUCACUCUACUGGGCCCGACAAGGACGAGGCUCCGUAUACAGGGUCUCCAUGGAUGGAAAACCACAGGAUUCGGUGUUGUUGCUGAAAGUUCAAGAUUCAGUGUCGGGCCUGGCGGUGGACUGGAUCCACCACCUCCUCUACUGGACCAGUUUGGAGAGCGGGUCUGUUAAUGUUGGCCUGCUGGACGGUUCAGCUCAGCGUCAGCUUAUUACAGGACUGGACAAACCUUCUGCAGUGGCUGUGGAUCCUCUCCAAGGAUUUCUCUUCUGGACUCAGUGUGGUAACUCCCCAAAGAUUGAGAGAGCUAGUUUGGAUGGUUGGGACAGGAGAGCUCUGGUCAUUUCCUCAAUUCGUCAUCCUGUUGCUCUCUCUCUGGAUAUGCCUCGUCAGCUGCUGUACUGGGUGGAUCAGGGAAUGAGAAGCAUCUCCAGAGUAAAUCUGGAUGGCCGUCACCGUAAAACAGUGAUAGAGUCGAACGGUUAUCUGGACCGUCCAUUUGGACUGGCUGUGUUCGAGGGUUUUGUGUAUUGGAGUGAAGAAGUGACGCAAUCCAUCUGCCGAGCCAACAAACACAACGGUGGCAACUUCCAAGUACUCCUGUCAAACGUCACUUCACCGGGUGGUGUGGUUAUCAUUCAGCCUGUUCUCCAACCAAAGGGGCCAUCUGUAUGCGGACAUACCAGGACAGUGUGCCAGCACGAGUGCAUAGUCAACCUACUGUCUAAGAGUCCAGAGUUCAGCUGCACUCCUCCAGAAAAAGGACAAAAAAAAUCUCAAGAAAUUCCUGCCAUUUCCCGCAGAGUUCCUGCACCAAGUGUAUCUGACCCUGCGUUUGCUGGGAUCCUCUCUGUUAUCAUGUUUCUCAGUGUGCUGGUGGUGGGAAUGGCUCUGUGGUGGUGGAGAGAGGAGUUCAGUACAUCCAGGUCUCUCACUGAGCAGAGCUUCUCCCUCAAAGAGUCCCAGGACCCACUCAUCAUCCAGGAGCCGCAAGUGGGUCCAAACAUAUGUCUCGUCAAGGAAACUCUGUUUAAGCUGGACUUGGACGGUGAAUGAAGAAGGUGCGACACAGAUGGCCAUGUGAUGACCGGGUUUCACCUGGUGCUGUCACACCCCCACAGUGACCUCAGGGCUGACAGGAGGACAAGACAACAAACUCAGCUCAGCAGCCUGUCGUGUCCCAACUCCCUCUGCAGGUUAAAAUCCCUCUAGACAUGACCCGGUGGUAAAUAUCAGAGUUCAGACGGGGAAAAGGCUUUACCAACAGUAACUUCUGUUUUCAAGAAGUGUAACUUUCAGCUCUCGUGGCGUCAGAAUUCCUGUUUGUUGUUGAUGAUGAUGUUUGUUUAUAUUGUAUUGAACAAGCAUAGCUUUGAAUCUCAGCACGGAUGAACUCGUAUAUUUUGCCUUAUUUUUCAAACCACGUUAUCAAGCAUUUUCCUCAGCAGGAUACGAGUUAGAACUGUAGGUCAGUGGAAAUGUCAUCUGUUUAACAAUUAGUUGAUUACUUGCUUAGUCGAUCGACAGAAAGUUAAUUAGCAACUUUUGAUAAUUGAUUUAUCAUUUGUCAAAAUGCCAAACAUUCUGCUUUUAUUUUUCCUCUACGACUGUAAACUAAAUAUCUGGGUUUGUGACAGCUGAUGAGACAAAACGAGCACUUAGGAGUUUUUUUCCACUACUUUCAGUAAUUUUACAGACCAAACGAUUAAUCGAUUGAUUGAAAAUAAUUACUUGUGGUCCUACUGUAGAUUUUUAAUUUAUUGUGUAGUUGCACUUUCUCUCUCAAUGUUUAUUUCAUCUUAUUACAAUCAAAACAGUACUUUUGCAUUAUCAAUGAUGGUUUUUACUCUCUGUAACAUCAGCUGGUGUUCCACUGGUUUGUUCGUGGCCUUCAGGCAUGUCACACUCAGUGGCAGUGAGAGAGAUGCAUUACUGCAUUGUCAAUUCAAGCUUUGUUCAAAGAGCAGUUUUAAAAAAUAUUUUAAAACCUCUAUUUGCAUCAGUCAUCUCAAAUACACACUGAUUUACAACUUUACAGCCGGUAUUCUACCAACUAACAAUGUCAAAGAUGCAACAUUUCACUUGAGAGAGAGAUGAAAAAACUUGAAGUUCUAAAGUAUGCAGAUAGAGUGGAGUAAGUUGAGCCGAUCACAAGCAGACAGAGAAGUUUGGUGACUUUGGACUGUGAGAGGAACUUCACUCUUCUUCGCCUCUACAGGCUUGUGCUGUCUGAUUGGUUGAGAAGUGUGAACCUGUUCUUGCCACAGUCUGGCGAUCUCCUCCUUCUCUCCCCACUCCUCCUCUUGUCUCCUUUCCUCCUCCAUGAACAUACUGAAAGCCUCCUCGUCACUGACCAGCUACUUGUUCUCUUGCCGCUCCUGGGCCCGACGCUGCAUUGACAGCUCAAAAGCCUCCACAGCCACUGUAGCCCGACUCUCUUUUUUUUUGGCAGGAAAGGCUCUUUAUGAGUGACUGUGUUGGGUCUGGCUUUGAAUCCUGCUGCUUCCUCCCAUUUCUGUUCUUCUGUCAUCUUCUGUUCCCAGCAUCUGCUCCUCACAGCUCCUCGUUCAUCCAAGAGCAGUCGGAACAGCUCAGGCUUUGUGGGCUCUAGUAUCCUAUUCUCAUGGAGAAGUCUGGCAGUGUCUGGGUCAUGAAAUGUGGUACCUCUUCAUUUCUUUUCCACCUCCAGCCUCUUGUCUUUCAGUGCCAUCCUUUCUCGUUCCCUCUCUUCAAAGGAAAAGGGACAGACUUCCACGUGGUGGUUCUGUGGUCGUCGGGGCUGGAUAGGGAGGUCAUUGAUGGGGCUUUGAUUUAUGAGGGCCGUGUUAUUCCAGACAAACUCCCCUUAAGGGCAAAAGCUGAAGGUGUUGCACAACUUUGUUCUUUGGCAAACCCACCACGCCUUCCAGGAUCUUUUUGGGCAAAGGCUGAGCUUUAAAGUUAUUCAAAGAACAGUUUAAUCAGAAAACUUCCCAUCAGAAAAUUUCCCUUUCUUGCCAAGAGUCAGAUGAGAAGAUGAAUACCACUCUCAGACAAUUAGAGUUGUAUCGAUUUUUCUCAUCUAAUUCUCUGUAAUAAAGUGAAUAAGCAGGUUUACUAAGAUGUCUAAAUAUUCCUUUUAAUACUCCCAAAACUAAUCGGUCUGAAAAAGGGAAACAUUUUUAAACGUGUGACUUGUUGGUGGCACUCUGAGAAAAAGUCAGUGGAUCACCAAGUUAAGUCAAAGUCCGUAGGGUUCAUCCUCUGAGGCCCUUGAAUGUCUGUACAGAAUGUCAUGGUGAUGCCGAUCGAAUGACAUUGUAGUCCUGAGACUGUUGAAUGUUACCUUUUUUCAGACCAGUUUUGGGAGCUUUGAUUCAGUAUUUUUCUUUCAUAUAGUCUGUUAUCCUGUCCCUUACUUUACCCACAGUAAAUAUAGAACAGGAUGUGCGCACAACUACCUGUUACAUGUACUGUACAUAUCAUAAGAUUAUUGCACCAAUUCAGUGUCUUUAUACUGUUUAAAAGUUCAUUUAAAGUGGCCUUUUAGAGUUUAAUCAAUGGAUCAAUACAGUAAGUUUGAUUCUCACAGGGACAUCUGCAAUAAACACCUGGAAUUGUGGCAUUGUAGCAUCAUUUUUAAUUAAAUCAUCUAUUAAAUAACUAUAAGAUGCAGAUGUCCUCAUUGUUAGACUUACACUUUUUACUGAAUAUUAAAUAUUAAACUUCUACUGUUUGUUGACUCCAUCAGCAAAAGGACAUGCAGCACAAUCUAGAUUUACCCUCUUUUUUUUCUCCUUGAAUGUCGGAAGAAAUGAUCUGACGCUUCAGUGGGAGCAAGUGUUUGAUUGUCCUGCCUUGUUUGAAUCCUUUUCUGUUUUUUGCGGGGGGGGGGGAUUUUGUUAUGUCAGUGUCAAAGAACAACAAAAUUGGAUCUGUUGUAUUGAAAAACCCAUCAGCAUUAAUUGGGAGAUGAUUCUGUAAGUGUGCUCAAACUGCUGAGUUGUGUGGUUGGUAUUUAUUUUUAAGGAAGGGUUUUAUUUAUUUUGGGCUGCAUUGUAGUAAGCGUGGUACUGUAUGUGCAACAUGCAUCAAGUCUGUAAAUGAUUCAAAUAAAGUAUUUUGUUUUCCUACA